Peniophora sp. CBMAI 1063 is the source of this 2607-nucleotide messenger RNA. The record is from the annotation of a GenBank genome assembly. NCBI's taxonomy places the organism in Eukaryota, Fungi, Basidiomycota, Agaricomycetes, Russulales, Peniophoraceae.
AUGCGGCUCUUACCUUUGACCUUACUCUUAGCCUUGGAUAUUGUUUCUGCAAAUGCUGCUACGCACAGACCGCAUAAACGACAGGAGGACGUAUAUGAUUAUUAUGUGCUUGAGCAUGAACCGCGACAUGGGAGCUCGCUGGAGGAGGUCGCGCGGACAUUGGGUGUGGACGUCGUCGAGCGCGCUGGCGAGCUCCGCGAUACCUGGCUAGUGCGGGCCGACAAGACCGCGCGCUCUUCGGAACACCUACGCCGUCGAAGCACAACUCCACCGCAUCCGGCAGUCCGCUACCUCGCCCUGCAAGAACCGCGCCAACGCGUCAAGCGCGCCCCGCCGCCCAUCCGGCCCGAUACCCCGACGGGCCAGAAGAGCGCGGACGUCGCGAGCCAAUUGGACGUCCACGACCCGAUAUUCGGGAAACAGUGGCAUCUGGUGAACGACGAGUUUCCGGAGCAUAUGAUGAAUGUCUCGCGCCUGUGGGAGAUGGGCAUCACGGGCGAAGGCGUCAUAUCCGCGCUCGUGGACGACGGUUUGGAUUAUACCAGCGCAGAUCUGAAGGAUAACUUCUACGCGCCCGGUUCGUACGACUACAACGACCACGAGGACCUCCCGACACCCAAACUAUUCGACGACACCCACGGCACGCGCUGUGCCGGCCAAAUCGGCGCCGGCAAAAACGACGCCUGCGGCCUCGGAAUCGCCUACAACUCCAAGAUCUCAGGCGUGCGCAUCCUCUCCGGCCCGAUCUCCGACAUAGACGAAGCAGCCGCCUUGAACCACAACUACAAGGAGACGGCCAUCUACUCGUGCUCGUGGGGCCCUCCGGACGACGGCAAGAGCAUGGAGGCGCCCAGUUAUCUCAUCGAGAGGGCUAUGAUCAAUGGGAUUCAGAAUGGACGGGAGGGCAAGGGGAGCGUGUUCGUGUUCGCGAGCGGGAAUGGGGCUGGAUUUGGCGAUCAGUGUAACUUUGAUGGGUAUACGAACAGCAUAUACUCCGUCACGGUUGCGGCGGUGGAUUAUAAGGGUUUGCACCCUUAUUAUUCCGAGUCGUGCGCGGCGAAUAUGGUCGUUGCGUACAGCUCUGGAAGCGGCAAUCACAUCGUCACCACGGACAAGGGCGAGAACAAGUGUACGGAGAGCCACGGCGGCACGUCCGCCGCUGCACCUAACGCAGUCGGCGUUUACGCCCUCGCUUUAGGAGUUCGCCCCGACCUUACCUGGCGCGACAUUCAACACCUCACCGUCCAAACCGCCGAAGUGAUCAACCCCGAAGACCCCGACUGGGAAAAGACCGCCACGGGGCGCAUGUUCAGCUACAAAUACGGCUACGGCCGGCUCAACGGCUAUGCCCUCGUAACCGCCGCGCAGGACUGGCCUCUCGUCAAGCCCCAAACAUGGAUCGAGAUGCCCGCCGUGCAGAUCUCCUCCGGCACCUGCGACAUCGUCGGCAACAUGGCCGGCGGGCAGACCAUCGUGCCCGGUGGACUGCAGCAUACGAUCACGGUCACGCAGGAGGAUCUGGAUAAGGGCAAUUUCGAGGCGUUGGAGCAUGUUACGGUUCGAGUUUGGAUUACGCAUCCGAAUAGGGGGAGCGUGGAGGUUGAGGUUGUUAGUCCCAACGGCGUCAAGAGCAUUCUUGCGGCGAGCAGGAGGUCGGAUAAGGCUGAUACUGGAUAUCCUGGCUGGAGGUUUAUGUCUGUCAAGCACUGGGGCGAGAACCCGCUAGGUGACUGGACAAUCCGCGUAGGCGACACCGCCGCCGAAGCCGCCUCGGGUAAAUUCCUCGGCUGGCAACUUUCCCUCUUCGGCUCCACAAUCGACCCAACAAAGACCUCCGAAUACGAGCUCUCCCUAUUCCCCACUCUCCUCCCCCAAGUCAAACCCACGCCCACCAAACCCGACGACCCGAGCAACACCAAGACGCACCCGAAGCCCACGGAUCAUCUCCCAGGCGACCACGGUUCCGCGCCGGGCGAAGCCGACAAGCCCGCCUUCGAGAGCGGCUCGUCGUCGUCUUCAGACGACAAGGGCAGCGAGGAAGAUCUGGAGGGCAAGCCUACCGAGAGCGCCGCGCCCACGAUGACGCCCACGCCCGACGAAGGCUGGUUCAGCGGCAUGUCCACGCUCGUCUCCUCCCAAAAAUGGCUCUUCGGCGCGCUCGCGCUCCUCGUCCUCUUCGCGCUCUGCAUCGGCGUCUUCUUCCUCCUCCGGCGCCGGCGCCGCACGCUCUCGUCCUCCUACUCCGCCGUGCCGGACGACGCGCUCGCUAUGGGCGCCGUAGGCUCCGGCCGCCCGCGCGGGACGAAGGAGCUGUACGAUGCAUUCGGCGAGGCGAGCGAUGAUGAUGAUGAGGCUGAUGAGAGGAGCCGGUUGAGGCCGGCGGGGAGCGCGAGCCAUGUGGGGCUGGGGUACCAUGAUAGCUUUUUGGAGGAUGAGGAGGGGAGUAAUGCUGGGACGCCGGGGUUGAGGAGGGGGAGCGGGACGUAUAGGGAUGAGCCUGAUGUUGAUGAGAAGGACGCGCAUGGGCAUGAGCGCAGUCCGGUGGGGAGCGGGAGCAGUGGGAGUGCGGAUGGGAGCUGGGAGCAUGCUAGUCAGAGUUUGAAGUAG